Messenger RNA from Bombus terrestris (buff-tailed bumblebee), 10621 nucleotides. RefSeq names its product GTPase-activating protein CdGAPr (gene CdGAPr). NCBI's taxonomy places the organism in Eukaryota, Metazoa, Arthropoda, Insecta, Hymenoptera, Apidae. Gene Ontology annotation, molecular function: GTPase activator activity; phosphatidylinositol binding; protein binding. The record is from RefSeq and is a predicted model, not a curated record. The transcript is spliced from 8 exons. The coding region runs from base 495 to 5228 and encodes 1577 amino acids. Gene Ontology annotation, biological process: small GTPase-mediated signal transduction.
UCAUUCUUCUGCCCAGUCAAGACGCGAGGAUCAGGUUAGGCAGGUCGGAUUGACAGGAAAGUAGUGGAAACAGUAUUUUGUGGGGGUUCGUAAAUGAAGGUUAAUUUCGCGGGCAACCCGGUGAAGUCUGUGGACACGAACGAAGGCGAUGCCACAGCAGAACUGUCAACAAGAUAUCCGUAUUGGUUUACAAGUCUCGCGGUGAAUUAGCCAGGGACAAACAUGGCUCGCGUUCCGGCAGACGUGUGUUUUUCUUCGUGGUGAACCUAGAGUACCUUUUUCUCGCUUCUUCGUCGUAUUCCCUGUCUCUGUUUCGCCAGGCAGGGAUUCUCAACCUCGGGAGUGGUGAUAUUCACGCAAAAGAACGUGAAAGAGGAAUAAUGGUUCAAUCGAGAGGAAAGUAAAAUCCUGCCGUCAUCCUGGCGCGUGGCAAACCAGGCCAAAGGCCUGGAUCCUCAUCCUCCUCGUCCUCGUCCACGGAGAGGCUGCAAAGGAUGCCAGGACCGGCCCAAGAGAGGCCUCGUGCUCAAAGGCUUACCGAUAUCGAGCCUCAAACCGCAAAAGGAUUAGGAUGUAAUCGAACGGACGAUUUCAGUACACCAGUCAGUUCUGGCAGCAACAUGAGCAGUAUAGCACGGUUUCCAAAGUUGGACGAGUGUGCCCACUUUCAUUACGAACAUGUUGAACUCAGUUCCUUGGAGGUUUCGCUUAGCGAAGGUACCAAUGAUUCCGACAGCUACGCGGUCAGAGUAACAUCCGGGGACGCAUGCUGGACGCUGCAACGAUCUUAUGAUAAUUUUGUUAUGUUUGACAAGCAAUUGCAUCGCUGCAUAUUUGACAGGAAGUUCUCUUCCUUAACAAAGCUUCCAGAUACACGGCCAAAGAACACCUGUGAUAUACUGAGGGACUAUUUGAAUAGGUUCUCGCAGUUAAAUCACGAAGGCCUAAAUUGCGGUCCUGUGUUAAAUUGGUUGCAGCUAGAUAAUAGAGGAAGAAGAAUCCUCGUGCCAGAGUCAGAUUCAUGUCCCAUUAAUACUCCCGCAGUAGCCGCGGCUUAUGCAGUUAGACCUUACGUGGCUCAGGCACCGGAUGAAAUCUCCUUUCAGGUUGGAGACAUGAUUUCUGUAAUAGAUAUGCCUCCUCCAGGGGAAAGUACUUGGUGGCGUGGGAAGCACGGAUUUGCAGUCGGUUUUUUCCCAGCCGAAUGUGUGGCUGUGAUCGGGGAUAAAGUACCACGGCAUCUGACCGUGUCAACGACAGUUAGAUCAAAGUUACCCGUGAAACCGGUGCUUAGAAAGCACGGAAAGCUAAUCGCCUUUUUCAGAUCGUUCAUAUUGAAUAGACCGUCUAGGAGACGAUUAAAGCAGUCAGGAAUCCUGAAGGAACGUGUAUUUGGUUGUGAUUUAGGGGAACAUCUUUUAAAUUCUGGUCAAGAUGUGCCUACCGUUUUAACGUGUUGCGCUGAAUUCAUCGAGAAUCAUGGCUUAGUGGACGGUAUAUAUCGUCUAAGCGGCGUGACAUCGAACAUUCAGAGAUUACGAAACGCGUUCGACGAGGAUCGUGUUCCUGCAUUGCAUUCCGAUGAAAGUAUUUUACAAGAUAUUCAUUCUGUAGCGUCAUUGUUGAAAAUGUACUUCAGAGAACUACCGAAUCCACUCUGUACAUACCAGCUUUAUUCUACUUUCGUUAGUGCGGUUCAAGCUAACACCGACGCGGAAAGAUUAAGGCGGAUGAGGGAUACCGUUAGAAAAUUACCACCACCGCACUACAGAACCUUAGAGUAUCUGAUGCGUCAUUUAGUGAGAGUGGCAGCUCGAGGAGCGGAGACCGGUAUGACACCACGUAACGUUGCCAUUGUUUGGGCUCCAAACCUUCUAAGAUGCAAGGAAUUAGAGGUUGGGGGUGUAGCAGCGUUGCAGGGUGUCGGUGUGCAGGCUGUGGUCACAGAGUUUUUAGUCUGUUACGCCGAAUUAAUUUUCGGAGACGGUCCAGUUGGGCGGCCGAAAUCGCUAGCUAUUACAACGCCGGCGAGAUUGCUUAGUUUGGAAGAGGCUCGAAAUCGAAGCUUGAGAGGCGAGCCUGAUUACGUGGAAGUGGGCGCUGGUCCAGCCGGGUUACCAUUACAUUACCAUACGGUCAUAGAAUUACCGCGAAAGAGAAACGGCUCGAAACGUUCACCCUCAUUGAACUGGAGAGCUUUAUUCGGACGAGGUGGCUUGGGUGCCAGAGGAAAAACAAGACAAGUUGGCACGCCACCUCAAACAGAAACGGUGCCAAGUUCCUUAAACUCCUUACGACGAUUAAGACCGGUGAAAAGCGCAGACAGCUUGGACGGUGAGGACAGUUUAGGUCCUCUGCUUGGACCACCACCAGCUAGACCUUGCGGACAUAGUCGAUCGGUUUCGCAUGAUUCGUAUUUCGAUCAUUUAGCGGACGCACCGAAUACAUCGUCGCCGUUGGAUCUGUCGGAAAUUCAGCUUAAUUUCGACUUGGAGGAACGAGAGAUGAGAAUGUUCUCGGAGGAGGAGAGUGGCGGAGUGGCGUCGGUAGAAGCAUCACCAAGACGUCAGAGGACGGAAGGAACACAAAAUACCGCUGCCACCGGUGGAUCCAAGAGAAAGAGAUCGCGAUUAGAGGAAAGACUGCAGUGCGACGUUGAGUUGCGCUUCAUUGAUAGCCAAAGUCCUGAUCAGGUGAUGGUUUCUGCAGAUGUUCACAGUAUGGAUACCCCAUCUCCUUUGCCAACACCAGGGUACCUUCCAUUAUUAUCCGAAGCUUCAACCCCACUCACACCCGCCACGCUACAUGGAACACCGCAUUCUACAUCACCUGUACCAGCUAACAGUCCUAGGAUAAGUUUUCGAAGUUUCACUUUACCUUUAGAGAUCGACGAAGAACAAAGCAACGCGAACAAAUUGAACAGAACUAGCGUGUCUUCCGAUAAAUCAUCCGACCCUAGUCAUAGGUUAUCCGUAAACUUAGAAGGACAGAGUAACGCUAAGUCCUGCGAGAGGAUAAUGACAUACGACAAACAUGUAGAUUUGUACGAUGAUAAAGAGUCUUCCAAGGCUCAAAAGACUUCGAAGGAAUCGAACCUAGUUGUAUCAGACGUAGUCGACCAAGACAUGACACCUUGCGAUAGGUUAAUGUCUCAUCCUAGCGAGAUAGAAUCUAGUAAAGUAACCAUGUCUCCGUGUAAAGACGUAGGAAAUAGAUCGAGCUCCUGUUCCGUUGACGAUAAUAAAUCUCACAGUGACAACAGAGACACGUUGGACGUGAGAAAACACGAUGCACCGACCAACAAAUCGAUCGGUUCGCAGCACGACGAUGCCAUGGCUGGAAAUUCAAACGCACACAGAAACGAAUUGCCAGGACUGCCACUAUCUAGCGCCACCGAUCUAGAUUCUCCGAUGUCAUGCGAGCAGACUAUCGAGGACUUGCCCGAUUCCGGUUUUGUGAUUUGUGAUAACUCCGACAAGAUAUUCACCAACACAGAAACGUCACAGAUGAUAUCGAAUACCAACGAUUCUGGCGAAUGGGUGAUAGUCGAGACUACGGGCUCGAUCACGACACCGACGAGCGAGUCGAGCAGUUCGAAAGAUCCUUUGGAAGGCACCGUGAAUAACGCGAUCGCGACUGAUGCACCGCAACUGAGAUCCAUGUCCGAGAACGUUUCCAGAACUUCCUUGGAUCUCACUAUGGGCUCAACAGUAGACACAGAUACAUCGUGCAUCGGUGUCAGUGAUUUAACCGAAAGUCCCGUUCUUCCUCAAGAAUCUGCCGAGAUGACAUUUGACGUUGCCGACAACAGAGACCUCGAGGAACACAUCACCGCGCAGAGGACUUCUAGAGCUUUCGAGGACCAAACGAGUUUCGGGAUGGUCAACUCUGGCAAUAAUUAUUCAAACAUCGUUCACUCGCCCAUACACGAUCAGGAUAAUGGAAAUCAGAAAAUUCGCACCGUUAGUAUGACGGACAUUCGCAUGAACCAGAAAUCUAGCGAAAUGGAGCACGAGAUCACCGCCUGCUAUUCGCAACUAGACAACACCGAAGCUUUCAACAGGAACGAGAAUCCAGCAAAGGAAGAAGCUGUGGUAGAAGAGAAGACCUUCGAAAGCUCUCAACGCUCUUCGAAAAGCCACUCAGACUUUCAACAGAAAGAAAUUCGACGUUCUUUGCAGCUACAUCAGAAGCCACAAUUCCAAGCAAACGAUCGCCGUUCGUUCUCUAAUCAAACAAAGAAGAGCCAGGAUCUGGAUCUGUCUUUGGCCAAUACGGAUAAUAAGCAACGCAGUCAGAGUCAAAAGCCAGAAAAGUGCCAAAGCUUCGAAUACGUUUCACCAAAGGAAUCAGCUCAGAACAGUCAGCAACACAAGCAGUUCCCUACACGUACUGAGGAUCCUUCUAAAUGUAACAACGUGAAGAACAGUCAACUGCAAGAGCACAUAGAAGUAGUAAUACCAUCGGAAAAUGCUGCCGAGCCCAGUGAGAUAGCUCAUCCCCCGGAAGGUGCAUCCGAGCCAACAUCUUUAAACUCAUCUUGUACUUUCUCGAAUGCAUCUUCUCCAGUGGAUGAUUCUAUCGUUCUUCGAGAUACGGCCGCUAUACUUCAAGAGUUGGCGUUGCAAAGAUUAUCUGGAGGCAUCGUGGGUGACUUGUCUGUUCCUCCGCGAAGAAGAUACGAAACAGAGAAUAAUAAAGAUCGAAGAAGCUUCGAUUCUGAGAUCGGUAGGGAGAUAGUUCGUGAAAGAAAGAUGAGGCAGGAACUGGAUUCUGCUCGGGGAAAAUCGGAAGAGCCACCGGUGAAUAAUACUCAACAUCUACCGCCGUGUUUGAGAGCUCGUCACGCAAGAGCGACACGAGCGUCUCUUAGUAGAUCGUUAGACGAGGCAAAGUUUAACAAAAUGUCGGAGGAAGCUUCUCUACCUGUGAAACAGGCUACGGAGGACGCACAGCACAGUUCCACACCUAACGUUGGAACAGGAUCGUCGAACAGUUCCUCGGCUAAUUCCGAUAAAACGCAUCUAAAGAACCUAGGUGGUUUAGACUUGGGCGAUCCCCAGUGCAGAGAAAGGAUAGAAAAGUACAAAGAAGAGAGAAGAACGUUCUUAAGGGACAAGUACAGAUCGGAGAGUUUUCGAGGGAUGUUAUCGAAGACAGAAGACGAUGGGGAGCAGGCGCUUUUAGCUAGGCUAAAACAGAGAGCCACUAGGCCCUCCCUUCAUUGAUAUUAAAGUAAUAUUUAUGGAAGCGUUUUGUCAACUUUUCCCUCCCGCGUUGAAUAAUUGAAUUAAUUGUCUUUGCAAUCGCGUCAUGAUCAGAUAUGAUGUAUUCUAGUGAACUGUUCGUUGUAACGAUCAUUGCGUCUAACCCUUUGCUCUCAACGUUUGUUCGAACUUUUCUGAUGUACGUUUUGUCCUUUUUAUUUGUUUUCUUUUUAGAUUCCUGUGUUAAAUAUGGAUACUAUAGGACAAGAGUAUGAUAAGCUAAAUUUUUUGUUUUUUUUUACAGAGAAACAUGUUUUAAGAUCUAAUACGUUGUUAAUCAAUCUUACGUUGUCGGAAUUGUGUUUUUAUUUGUUUUGAGGCUUUUCUGGUCAAAAGUUUUUAAAAUUCCAAAAAUUAAUACUCGUUAUAAUAUUGAAAUAUUAUGCGAAUAUCGGAGAUAUUGAAAUAUCGCUUGUCUUAAGAAGUUCGCCUCUUAGAAGCCAUCUGAUCAACUCUAUCUUUUAAACAAUACCAAAAACACCAAGAUAAAUUUAAGAAAUGGCUUCUGCAGUACCAUUGUUUUCUGUUAUUUUUUCAUUUAUGGAGUUAAUCAAUAUGACUUCUGAACGACUCGAUCAUACUUAUGCUGAACGAUUCAGCAGUUAUUAAAAGACUCAUCUUUGGACCUAAACAGGCUUUCAGGCUGUUUCCAUUUUUAAUUGUCUCAUUCAUUGUAAAAUCCUCCUAUUUAAGCGUGAAGUAAUACCAAAACUAGCAAAGAUGAGACAUGUGCUUAUCAUUGCUUUCUCCUGAUUUCCAUACGAGAACAAGUAUUUAAUUUUAGUUUGAGUAAUUGUUCUAUACGAGAGGAAGCGAAUCUCAGUAUUUUAUAUACGUUCACCGUAAGUGGUAGGAAAUCGACUAAAUUGUAAUUUUAAAUGGAGAAAUCGAUGGUCCAAUUUCAAUGAACGUAUGUACGAUCAAAUUUUCGAUGCUAAAUACGUGUAGCAACACGCAGCGAACAUUAUUGGACGUUCUGCCAUGUUUUCUUUUCCUUUUUUAAAGUAUUAUCGUAUGCGUUUAAUUAUUAUUAUAGAAAUUUGUUUAAGAGGCGCUGUAUUAAUGUUCUUAUGCGUCCUAGAUUAGUCGAGCGUGAAGGGUUAAAGGCGUGAAAUUUAACGAAGUCGAUUAAACACGAGUGAUAGAACGAAAAAAAAGAAGACGGUCUGACGAUCGACGCUUUUAAAAAAUGAAGUCAACGGGGAACGUUCGUCUCUUUUCUUUUUUUUUUUUUUUUCUUUUGUAAAUCGCUGUUGUUAACAGAACAGUUCGAUGAUAUACGAGUGUAACUUGUAUCUUUUAAUUUAUUAUUAUAAUCGAUACUAUAUAUACAUAUAUAUUAUUAGAAUUAUUUCUGUUAUUGUUAACGCGUCGUGUAAGAAAUCAUUUCUCCCAUUAUUGUUAUCGCUCCCAAAGAUGCCCCCUUUAUUAAAGCUUUUCGCGCUGUUCUGUUAAUCGAGCCUUUUAAUUUAAAACGAUAUGUACCAGAGUGUGUUGGGUUCGCGGACCGAUUUGUUGUCGACCCUUUGCACGCGAAACUGCAUUUUUUACGCGGGUUAAGCAAAAAUGUAAUUAUAUAAGCUUGUUUGACAAAUUUUAUGCAAAGUUAAGUUUCCACGUACGAAUUUAUAUGUAUGAAUAUUCUCUUUGUGAUGGUUGAGCUAAAAGAAAAAGAGUUUUCGAGUGACUGAGCGUCUGUAACGCGUAGUGCUUUAACGAGAUACUGUUCUCUCGUGUUUUAUUGUCAUACCGUUCGUUCGAGAGUAACGGUAAAAAGGGAAAAAAUUAAAAAUGAAAAAGAAAAAAAGAAAGAAAGAACAAAAGUAAGAAAGAGAGAAGGAGACGUGAAACGACCAAAUUGACAAAUUCUAUUAUAGAAAAUAGCGGAAAUAUUCGUUCUCAUCUAGAUUCGAGGUACGGGUGCAAAGGGAUUAAUGCUUUUUAGUGGAAUCACGUGUCUUCGUAUCGAUCGAUGUAAUUCAGUUACAAGAUAUGUUAAUCAAUACGCUUCCCUUUUUCUAUAAAUUUCGUUGUUGCUCGCUGAUCCGUGUAUUUUUAUACGAGAUGCGAAUCGUGCCGCGCUUUAAUCACAGCGAGAUGACGGCUUGUUUGAUGUUCGAUAAUUGUUCCAGAUGUGUGCGUUAAUUGUCCGAGCAAUCUGUCGCUUCUUACUUUUUUCUCUUUGUUUUCGAAUUUGAAUUAUUCUGUUUGAAUUUUUCUUUUGUAAGGACAUUGUUAAUUCUUUUAUUUUAUUAUCAUUUUUUAAUUUUUUUUUUUUUUGUUUUUUUUUUUAAAAGUUUUACACGUUCGUCACCACGCUAAUCGCUUGUCAGGUGUCGCAGAAAGACAGCACGUAGCUAGAGAUCUUUAAAUAUGUUAAACUUUAUUAGCGAUAUAUCGAUGUCGAAAGAAAUUAGAAUACUCGUUGAUAUUCGUGUUCAAUUUUACGUUAGAAGCUCUGGUACAUUUGAUGAAUUUGUUGUUUGUACUUUACCGGAGAAGAAAAAUUUUUCUUUUAUAUACAUACAUACAUACAUAUAUAUAUAUAUAUAUAUAUAUAUAUAUAUAUAUAUAUAUAUAUAUAUAUAUAUAUAUACACAAACAAUUAAAGAACCAUCGUAUUAAAUUAAGUAUUCGAUAUACGCGUUCAUAUAUUUUCUCUCUUUUUUCGUCGUGGACUGGUCCAUGGCUUCUAUAUAGCACCUCCUUUGUAUAUGCUUUAUUAUUAUUAUUAUUAAUAUUAUUAUUAAUAUUAUUAUUACUAUUUAGUCGACAUGUAAUAUAUUAAUUUAUACAUUCUUUAGUUCGAUGGUCAAUGUAAAGAAGAGACUAGCUUGAAGCGAAGAUUACUGCAGGGCCGACUGUUUCGUUAAAGAUGAACAAUUUUAUUUCACGAUUACCAUAGGAUAUUAUAUAAUUCGUUUAUCGAUAGAGAGUUUCAACGAGAAUAAUUUUUUUAUAUUUAUUUUUUCCCCGUUUUUCUUUCGUACUGUAAUUUUUACACUUUCAAGGAAUUAUUGUUCCAGCGUAAACUGACGAUCUACUUCUAUUACGAAUUAUUCAGAAUCUCAAUGCUCGCAUUUAUCUUCGAUCAGCGAUUUUUAUCUACUUAUUACUGCUAUAAGUUACUCGUGAGUUUACUAUUCACCAAGAUCUAUCAACAAGCUGGAGAAUAUUCGUUCUGUAGAGCGGAAGAGCAGCAAACGCGCGAGGAUUGUUUAAUCUUUCCCCUGAACCCGCGAUCUUGCUUCUCUCUUCUCCCAGCAACGAGAAUAACCGAAACACCGGAAGAAUCAUCUUCUGUGACAGCAUUUAUAUUUCAUCCGACAUCGCCAUCGCGAACCAAUGAAUUAGUACCAAGUCUAUAGACCGUCAUUUUAACACUGUACAUUUCGAUCUCUGCCCGAAUCAAACCACUUAACAUACGUAGCUCAGAGAAUCAUCCUGUUCUCAAUUUGUGAUCCUGAAGAUGCUCAAAACGAGAGAAGGAAGAAAGAAAAAAGAAAAAAAAAGAGCCGCUAGCAAAGUUUGCGUACGAAUAACAAUGAAACCUUUUUUAAUCUAAUUAAUGUUAACAUUGCUGGUGUGCGUGUUCCAGGAUAGUCCCGAUAUUUUGCGUAUUUUUUUAUGCUACGGUGAUACAACAAGUAGUAUGAAAACGGUUUUUCGCAAACCAAAUUGCAAACCAAGCGACGACCAAGCACACAUACUUUUACUCGAAACCUUCGAGAUACUUAAACCAUAUUAGUUACAAUUUGUAUUCGAAUGUUUAUGAAAAAAAAAGAAAAGAAAAAGAAAAAAAGAAGAAAAACGAGAGAAAAAGGAGGGAAGAAAGAUUGAUACUUUAUAAGGAGGAAAUUUAAUAACUUCCGAGAGGACGAAGGAUUUUCUUUUUUGAUAGAUGUUACGAUAAUAACGGCUAUGAUAAGAGUGAAAGGAAAUUAUCGACGGGAGAAUGUUGCGUCGAUAGGAUGCGUUUGAGGGACGAGUCUCGAUAUUAUUCGAACGAUAAAAAGUUAGCGAUCGAAUAGCGGUGAUAAUAGUCGAAACAGUUGAUUAUAUUCCUCGUCGGAUCACUCUUUUUUGCUAGCAUUUCUCCUGUUCGAUGUACACGUGACUCGCGUUCACAAACUUGUUAAAGCGUUCACGAACUAUUAAAAAAAAGGAAAAAAAAGCUAUACGAAGUAUAAACGUUUCUAUAGUGCGUGUCGAAAAAGACUGUAACAAUCUGCAUUUACAAGAAAUUGCAGAUUGUUCCAGUAGUAUCGUUCGUUAUAGUUUUCCAUUGUGUUUCUCAUUGAAUCUAAAUGAAUUUAUAAACGAGCAUUGAUCAUUCGGGGGGCUGUACAAAUUCCGAAUUUUCAACUUCUCAAUUUUCGGAUAUUUACGGUACUUCAGUUUAUUAACAAUUGAUUACUUGGAAAUGCAGCAUUACCACUUGACCAUAUAUUAAAGAUAAAUAUUAACGGAUAAUUGUCGAUAAUUACUAGAACAUCGGAUGGUCAGUGCUUGAUCCUCUCUGUUUUAUCGGUAAUCGUUAUUUAUUGGUUUUAGUUUUAAUUGGUUUAAAAACAAAAACGAAAAAAAAAGGAAAAAAAAGAAGAAAAGGAAAGAGUCGUGAGCUCGUAAAAUCCGUAAAAGAUAUGCAUGCACAAGUAGCUUGUCCCAAUGAUGAAAAUAAGACGAAAACUGUUUAGAGAUAUAUUUAAAAAAAAAAAAAACGUGAAAUAUUUAAAGCGAACUUUAAUAGCUGCUUCCCUGGGUACCAAAUAUAAUAGGAAAGGCCUAGUUAGCGAUAUUUAAAAUAAUGCCUAAAGUAAAUGAAAAAAAAGAGAAUGAAAAGCUCGAGAAUACAUCUAUUUACGAGUAUACUUCUGCACAAUAUAAUGCGCAAUAAUGAUACAUCCGUAGGGUGUAUAUUUUUAAUAAUUUGAGAUUUUCGCGGUUAUACAGGAUAUAAUAGUUAUUAUAGUCGUAGGAUUCUGAGAAUGAAAGAGAGAAAAAGAUACACGCGCCUACUAGAAAUUUAAUAUUUCCUGUGAGAAACGACGCAAAAGACUAAUCCCUCGUAGUCGCAAGAGAAGGAAAUAAGGGCUAACAGCAAUCUUGUUUUUGAGCGUCGAAGACCCACCGUUCGUUAACCUUGAAAACCAUUUUUGUUCCCUCUCACCCUAUCCUUCUUCUCUAUUUCCCUUCAAUUUCUUCUUCUUUCACAACUUUUUAGUUAGUAUACUUGUCGUACGACUGUUCUGUUAUUAAACGAUACUACUGUUUUUGCCUACUACAAUUAUAAUUAUAAUAUAUGGAAAAUUAUAUGUAAACAAAUAUAAAUACUAUAAAUAUUGGAGAAAUCA